Molecule: messenger RNA, 993 nt
Organism: Microbotryum saponariae
Lineage: Eukaryota; Fungi; Basidiomycota; Microbotryomycetes; Microbotryales; Microbotryaceae
Source: the annotation of a GenBank genome assembly
AUGCUUGCAACGAACAAACCGGUAGCUGAUGUCGACUCCGGCCGCAAACUUGGGAGACUUCCUUCGAGUAUUGAUGGCAGUGCAGGCUGUGCUCCUGACAUUCUGCGCUCGGUGUUUCGUCUUGAGGAGCUCGAUGUCGAGAUCAUCAACAUGUACGCGCCGGUGCAGGAGGACGAUCAUCGCGACUUUUUCGGGCUUCUGUACUUCAACGCCCCGAGACCCAAGAUUCUUCGGAUCUUGGCCGGCGAUCUCAACGAUUGUCCGGAUGUAUCGGUCGACCGAGUGUCCAUCACCGAUCACGCUUGGACUCCUGUAUCGCACUGGCAGACCUUGCUGUCAAAGAUCGCGUUCAAGGCACUCGACACGGUCCGACAUGUCCAUCCUUGCACCCCUGCAUUCACUCGUCCUCACUACCGUGGUAGAGGGGAAGAGCGAAAGAUUUGCUCGUGGUCGCGGAUCGACUAUAUUCUUGUCCAAUGCAGUUGGGCGAACCGGUUGUUGAGCGCUUCUACGCUCUUCGAUGCGCCCUGUUCGGACCACAGACCUGUAGUUGCCACUUUUGCUUUGCCUACAUCGAACGCUGAUGCCGAACCCCCCCUUUCUCUUCCCUCCACGAGCGAUUUCAUUUCGAGGCUCAACCCAAUGGUCUUUGACAAUCAAGACUUUGUCGCAUCGAUUCCCGGGGUCGUCGACGAGGUCUAUCGAAGGCUCGAGGGGACCGCUCCGCUCGGCGACGUCUAUGACACCGCUCUGCGGGCGGUUGCAGUCGCUGGCCAUGCACGAUACCGCUCGACUCGUGCCGACAUGCGCCAACUGCGGGCCGAGAGCCAAUCCGUCAUGGAGGCUUUGGAGGCACGCGGUGAGCACAUGAAUGAGGCCGAGCGCGAUGCGUAUGCUCUUGCCAAGUCGCGGUUGGACCAGUUGGCGGUAAAGGAGGCUGUCAGGAUGACAGCGUGUACUCGAAGGAAGCCCCCCAAGGCUAUGUGCAGGUAG